CUAUGCAAUUUCCGUUUUAAAAAAACUUAUUAUUGUUGAAACGAUGUCCCAUUUUCCCACGGAAGAUGAAGAAUUCGAGCUUAUGUACGGCGACGAUCUGGAUCUGUUAAGAGAACAAGAUAACGAUGAUUUUGAUGUAGUGACCGUUUCUAAAGCGAGGAAAAGUUUAAAUUUCGAUACCACUUCGCAAACCGACCAAAUUGAAGCAGAAAAAGACGGGCCAAGUCAACGCGUUUUGGAAGACUCCUUUGAAACUGAUCUAAUAGAAUUUUCCAAUGGGGGCGCUUCCCAUGAUGACGGCGCUGCUGCCGACAAUAGAAAACGAACCGUUGAGGACCUUUUCGGCGAUAUCGACGAUAUUUUGCUCGACCGAGAAACCUCAAUUGCCAAAAAGCCAAAGCUUGACAAGCAUAAAGAAGACAUUGAGAUGAUAAAUAGGAUAGUCGAUAUGCGGAGAACCAAUUUGCACAAUCAGAGCCUGACUGUGAGAGCCAGAGAUAAAGCGAAGUUGAACGUUGAGAGAGAUAAGCAGAAUCUUUCUUACAGCGUUCCUAAGUAUCCUUUUGUCCGAGUUUUACGACCCGAUGGUGAGCAUGUUUAUGUGAGGUGUCAUUCUGAGGAAUAUGAAAAGGAAGAAACACAGAGGAUGAUGGAGGAGUACAAUUUUGGAGGUAUAAUGGGGGAUAGUUUCCAGGAAGUGUGGAAUGAGGCUAGGCAAUUGCUUCAAGCUCCAAAUGUUGAAUCAGUAGAGGAAACUGAUGAAAUUCAAAUGCUGGACCAAAAAGAGCAAGACAAGCAGUUGUGGGUUGAACUCUACAAGCCUAGAAAGUACCUGGAACUCUUAAGUGACGAAAGUAUCAACAGGACUAUGCUGAGGUGGAUGAAACUGUGGGACAAGGCCGUGUUUAAUCGGCGACCCAAAAUUAGAGCCACGCCACAGAUGAACGAAAACGCGAAGCCUUUUUUUAAGAAAUUCGAGCUGAGUACAAAGCUAGAUGAGCACGGAAGGCCCGAAUAUAAAAUCGCGUUGUUAUGUGGUGCUCCAGGCUUGGGCAAAACCACUUUGGCUCACAUGGUUGCGCGACAUGCUGGUUAUAAUGUGGUAGAGAUCAACGCUUCUGAUGACAGAAGCAUUGAUUUUUUUAAAAAUGCUUUGGAAACUGCAACACAAAUGCGCUCGGUGGUGGACAGAGAAAGACGGCCCAACUGCAUUGUAUUUGAUGAAAUCGACGGGGCCCCUUCGGCGUCUAUAGAUUAUUUAGUGAAGUUUGUUACUGGCUCUGCCACAGCCAAAGUCAAAAAAGGCAAGAAAGACUCCAAGCAAUAUGUCCUUAAGCGGCCAAUUAUUUGUAUCUGUAACGACGUUUACGUUCCGGCGUUGAGACCCCUGCGCCAAAUUUCUUUCAUCCUCAACUUUCCGCCCACUUCGAGCACGCGAUUGGCCGAGAGACUGAUGGAAAUCGCGCGUAGACAACAAAUUACAACCGAUUUGGGAGCGAUGAUCGCCCUGGCUGAGAAAUCCAACCACGAUAUCCGCUCUUGCCUCUCGGUUUUGCACUUUUUUAAGGUCCGAAACAAACCCAUCUUGCUCUCAGACAUUUACGCUACCGACAUCGGCCAAAAGGACGUGCAAAAAGGACUGUUUACCGUGUGGCAGGAAAUUUUCCAAUUUCAAAAACUGAAAACGGAACAUAACCGGCAACCCCGAGACCUAAGGAAGCAGAGAACGGAAAACGUCCUACGUCUGAUUAGUUCGUUCGGCGACCACGAGAGGGUCGCGCAAGGCGUCUACGAAAACUUUCCCCUGUUGAGCCACAAAAAUUUAAACGUGACGGGGGCGUGUGUGGCGCUCGACUGGUUCUGUUUCAACGACUUGAUCACGCGGCAAGUGCACGAAACGCAGAAUUACGUCAUGACUGGUUAUCUGAAUUACGCGUUUGUCGUGUGGCAUUUGGUCUUCGGCAGCUACCACAGAACGAAGUUGGUCUAUCCCAGCGCCGGGUACGAGGCGAGGGUAAAAGAGACUCGUCGCAAGGCUACAAUAGCGGAGGUGUUGAGGGGUAUGGCGCCUACGGUGCGGUGCUUCAACCAGGUCCUGCCGUUGGUACUAGACGUGUUGCCGCUGUUAGUCCGGAUCCUGGCUCCGCCUUUCAAACAGGUCAGCUUGCACCUUUACACCGAGGAGGAAAAAAAGAACAUGCUGAGGGUGGUCGGUGUAAUGAUCGAUUACAAUUUAAACUAUGUUCAAGAACGUACCGCGGAGGGUCUUUACCAGUACAAUUUGGAACCCAACAUUGAGGAGUUUGUCAUAUUCGAUAAGUCCUGCACUGGACGGAGAAUGUUGUCUUACUCCAACAAACAGCUGAUAGCGAAGGAGAUUGAGAUGGAAAAGAUGCGGCGGUUCGAGGCUUUCAAGGUUCAGAAUUCUAAGGGGGUUGCUGAGAAGUCGGUGGCAGAAGCAGGAUCGAAUAAGGGCGACGCCUUGCCGAACCACCUCCAGACCCUUAAAGCGAAGGUUAUCAAGAGUAAAACGUCGCCAAAGAAUGCCGUCAAAAAGGAUUUUUUUGGCAGAGUCGUGCAAUCCGCAACUUCUUCGUUUGGUAAAGCAGAUGGCGCGCCCAAAAACGACGUGUGGUAUUCGUACAAGGAGGGCUACAGCAACGCGGUCAGGAAGAAAAUUAAGAUCGCGAGUUUGCUGUAAAGUCCGUUGUAAAAUAUCGUUCCUGCUUUUUAUAAUUUAAAUUUAUCGUUAUACUUUCCGAAACCAGA
Molecule: messenger RNA, 2769 nt
Organism: Cylas formicarius (sweet potato weevil)
Lineage: Eukaryota; Metazoa; Arthropoda; Insecta; Coleoptera; Brentidae
Gene: cutlet
Product: chromosome transmission fidelity protein 18 homolog
Exons: 6
Coding region: 44-2701 (885 amino acids)
Molecular function (GO): ATP binding; ATP hydrolysis activity
Source: RefSeq, a predicted model, not a curated record